Molecule: messenger RNA, 2700 nt
Organism: Theobroma umbraticum
Lineage: Eukaryota; Viridiplantae; Streptophyta; Magnoliopsida; Malvales; Malvaceae
Molecular function (GO): protein binding
Source: RefSeq, a predicted model, not a curated record
GAAACAAGUUAAAAAAUGGUGUCACCAGUCUCUCGGUCUCGUUAACUCUCAAAAGCACAGCACGCGUCAGCCUUGGUUUGGUGGAAAACGAAGGCAAGAUGACAAUGCCGCCGCUGAUGCCAUUGCUAUCAGUGCCACCACAGAUCCACGACCGUUCAUUUUUACUGCAGAAUGCAAUCAGAAAACGGCUUUGUUGAGCGCCCAACUUGCCCGACCCUGUCAUCGACGUGUCUCUGCCUUAGAGGCCGUAAGCUUGCAAGUUGCCAAUGCCAAUUGCAUCCGUGGACUUUCAUGGUGAAUCCAACACACCCAAAGCUAUGUAUGCCCUUGUUGGAAUCUUUGUCGUUUAUGGAUUGAGCUUAUGUGACGGGUCAGAUUCGUUCAUUUUGGACUUGUUAUUCUAAAAAAAUAUGAAAAUGCUGCUGAGAAGCUCAUCAACACCAAUCUUAAACUCGUGGUUACCUCGCUCCAAUGACUGUUCAUCACCAGAGCCAGACUUUCCCAAUCCCCAAAGAACCAGAUCAGUCUCCUUCUACUCUCCUUCUCCUUCAGAUGACCAUAAGCAAAAACUAACACAAAGCUUGGCUGAUAUCAGUAUCCAAAAUGAUACACCGAAACCAAGAAAAAAGAAGGGGAAAGCCAUAAUACCAACAUCUUGCUCUGUUGACAAACAAGCAAAGCAAGAAAGUGAUCAAGUAAAAGAGUCAAAACCCAACUCUUGCUCAAUCCGAAGACUGUUUUCAAGUUCUGGGUUGGGAGAAAAAAUAGUAGAUGAAGAUGGUGAAGAUAGUAUUGUGAUGCAGACACCAGUGAUGGGUGGUGGAGCAGAAAAUGAUGGUGGUAAAAUCUGUGGUGGUGGUGGAAGAGGAGGAGGAUCAGACGGUGGAGAUGAUGGCGGUGGCUCGGGGUUCUUUGAGAGCAAUAAUCAUGGGAGUGAUAGUACUGAUGUCUACUAUCAGAAGAUGAUUGAAGCAAACCCUAGCAAUCCACUUUUGCUUGGGAAUUAUGCCAAGUUUUUAAAAGAGAUUAGAGGAGAUUUUGCGAAAGCAGAGGAGUACUGCGGAAGAGCAAUUCUGAUGAAUCCGGAUGAUGGGAAUGUUUUGUCUCUCUAUGCUGAUCUAAUUUGGCAAAACCAAAAAGAUGCUCAUAGAGCCAAAAGUUACUUUGAUCGAGCUGUUAAGACUGCCCCAGAUGACUGUUUUGUCCUGGCUUCAUAUGCAAAAUUCCUUUGGGAUGCUGAAGAAGUAGAAGAGGAAGAAGAAGAGCAUGAUCAGAGCGGACAAGAAACUGAGCACAGCCAUAUAUCUCAUCCAGAUUUCUUCCUUCAACCUCCUCACAACCCUCCCAUAACUGCAGCUUCCUAACUUAUGUAUGUACAAAAGCUUUGACUUAGUACGUUAGCUAGAGAAUGAAGUAGAUGAGGAUAUCUUUUGUUCUUUUCCCGAGUGUAUCUUGCAAGAAUAGUUCUGCCUAAAAAUACAAUAAAAGUAUACUUUUGUAUUAGUGAAAAGAGCAUAUUUUCUGGAAAUAUUAGGCUAUGAGCUUGUUGAGUAUCUGUAUUCCUCAAGGCACAUGAAAUGAUCUGUUUUAUGUCUUUUGUGUUACUUUCCCAUAUGUUGUACUUAGAAAAAGUUGAAAGGAUAUGUUUAGUUGAGAAAGGGGAAAUGAUGGAUCAGAGUAACUCCUGUUUGAGUUUAAGGUCAGAUUGGGUAUUUAAUUUCAAACCAAGAAGGAUGCAAAACAAGAAGAAUUUGUGUAAAUUAGAUGGUGAUUUCCUCCAAACCAAAUAUAGGGGAAAGGUUUAAUGGUUUAUCUGAAUGACAAAUAUUUUAUGCAGAAGUAUCUCUACUAGCUUCUUGUCAAUUUUUAUUUCACUAUGACUAGAUCAUCAUCUUAGCCAUCGAUUGCUAAAUUGCAGCCCAGAGAGGCAUGUCACUUAAAAGUGUUUUCAUGAAUAAUCUUUUCAGCAUUAUGUAGUAACCUCAAAGAUUUACUUGGUUAAGAGAGUUUUUUUCAGCCAUCUUUAGCACAAAAAACAGUAUAUAUCUUGAAUGAUGUACUUGUUUCUGCCUUCUGUAUUUUAGUUUGAUACUAAAAGUUUCAGCUUACCACAUGAAUUACACAAUUUGGGGUUGUUCUUCUCAGACCCUUGAUGCCUCAUCUCAUAUUUCCUGGUUCAAUCUGGAUUCUGGAAAAUUCAUUACUUUCAAACUCGAGGAAGAGACCCAAAGACCAUUGAUUGGGCAGUACCACCUACUUUAGGAUACAUAAGAUGUCAAGUCAUUCAGCCAAAUUAGAACAUAACACAUGCCUAGCAUCGUGUCUAGCAUCGUGAUUAACAUAAUCCUGCAUAAUAUCUAGAAGAAGAAAGGAAAAAAACCAAGGGACGUCAGGUAAAUAGGCUCCUAUCAAAACUCUUUUUGAGAGAUAUUCUAGCUUGGCUUGUGGCUUGUAUGUCUGGUAUCUAUUUUCUAUCUCCUGCUCUUUUCAUGGAUGACGAGGUCUUGCAUACAUUGCAGUGAUAAGCUGAUAACAUACAUUAAUAUAUCAUAUUUCUUUUAGUCCCUUAGCACUGUCUGUAGUUAUUAUUCAGUGUGGAGCAACAGGGAAAAUGUCAUGAUUCAACAAUACCUUAUAGUGGUUGUUGCAAUGCUUGGAAUCAUCUAAAAGUUUGGACCCAUCUUAUCACACUACUUUUUA